Molecule: messenger RNA, 461 nt
Organism: Pediculus humanus corporis (human body louse)
Lineage: Eukaryota; Metazoa; Arthropoda; Insecta; Psocodea; Pediculidae
Exons: 2
Source: RefSeq, a predicted model, not a curated record
GGAAUCCUGUUCGCAUAGAUGUCGAUCAUCAUUCCCUUUUCGGUGGUGAUAGAGGAGUUCAAAAUUAUGGUAACGAAGCCUUUUCAUCCGGGACCAAAAGAAAAACUAGAACGAAAUGUAAUUGCAUUGAAUGCAAUCCGGAUUACGCUGGAAAUCCGAAUCCCGCUCCGAACGUUUUCCAAUGCAACCUGUGUCAGAAAUGUUUCACUAAGUGUAAAUACUUUCGAAGGCACGUCAGUUUCAUGUUCUCAUAUCAGUUGCAGUCGCACAGGUUGACACACACGCACGGCCAGAAACCAUUCCAGUGCAAUAUAUGCAGAAAAGCUUUCACAUCUAAAUAUUAUCUAAAACAACACGAAUGGGUUCACAAUCCCAUGACUCCGUUCAAGUGUCGGAUCUGCGGAAAAGGUUACAGCAGCGAAGGAUAUUUCAAAAGGCACGAAUUGAGUCAUUCGCAAUAA